AUGCGCGAGACCAAUCGGACACUACAGCUGAAACUUAGAGACAUCGAAGUGGAUAACGACGACUAUGAGCGCCAGGCUCGUAACACAACAUCAUCACUCGAGGAACUCGAAUCGAAGUACAAUGUCGCAAUCGAGAGAGGCGUUCUCAUGGAGGAGGAAAUGCGCGCUGGCGAACAGGAGCGAGAAGACUUGCGCAUACAAACACAACGAUUGCGUGAUGAAUUGUCAGACCUUCGCAUCGAGGCAGAUAUCACUCGCGAGAAGCUGCGCCUCUCUGAAUCAGGAGCUCGUCGCUACCGGGACCUGACUCCAGUACGACGUCCAUCUGGGUUGAACACCCGCUCACCAACUUCAUCGCGUACUGCUGCCUCGUCACCCACCGUUUCCACUCCUCCGCCGGUCAGAUCCGAGAUUUCCACACUCUCAGAUACUCCUACACCACCUUCUCCACCGCUCUCGGACGCAUCUGGAAACCCAAUGUCCAAGAUGCUUCCUCCUCCCAAGAAGAACCCACUCGUACAAGAAUCGACUUCGACUCCUCGUGCCAAUCUCAACGUCAAUACCCUCAAACCUGCACGACACUCACGCGGUCCAUCAUAUGCGACUACCACAACUCCUUCAGGAAAACGACGCACAACUCUUCAAUCGAGACCUAGUGUUGGCUCAGAAGGCGUACCGAGAUCGAGUUCUUUGUAUCAGAUCAAGGGCUUGAUUGGCAGAAUGCAGAAGAUCGAGGAAAGAGUACAUUCAGUACGCUCGAAAUUGCCGCCUCCGAGCGCAAACACUCCGAGAGGAGCAGUCACACCGAAGGGAUCACCACGGAUCGGCGCGCUCACCGGCGGCUCGUUCAUGUCCAAUAGUGUUACUGUUAGAAACAGGAACAAGCGCACAAGUAACAGCACAAGCUCAUCCACAAGGCAAGAAGAUAGCCACUUACCUCCACCCACACCGAGAUCGACGAGUUCAAGUCUGCACGUCAAAACAUUGUCUUUCGGCGGUCAACGACCACAUCCACUGGAAAGAUCCAGUACAUCAAUAACAUCAACCUCUACCGUCAACAGAGAUCUUAGCCGCCCGAGCAGCCGGGCCAACAACGUAGCGGAGACAGGCUCAUUCGCUCGGCCGCCUUCCCGAUCGAGUAACGGACCAUACGGUCAAUCGCAGACUACAGUGCUCCCUUCAAGGCCUCGCACUUCAAUGGGAGGAACUUUUGCAUCAUCACAGCGCAGCCGGGUGCACCGUCAGUCCAACAGCCUAUCCGAGGCGAGAGAUACCGAAGAAAUAGCCACACCUACAAUCAAGAGGACAGUAACCGCAAUUGGCGGAAGCGGGAUUCCAACACCAGGUUUGAAACGGCAAAGUGGAGGAGGAUUCGGGAAUAGCGUUUCUGGCCGCCGGUCAAGCCUUGCGCCCAGCCAGCAAUCGCAACACUCAGACAAGUCAUCGCGCAAGCUGAGUGACCUGGGAGAAACAUUCUAG
Aureobasidium musti is the source of this 1479-nucleotide messenger RNA. NCBI's taxonomy places the organism in Eukaryota, Fungi, Ascomycota, Dothideomycetes, Dothideales, Saccotheciaceae. The record is from the annotation of a GenBank genome assembly.